Molecule: messenger RNA, 1470 nt
Organism: Rhizoctonia solani
Lineage: Eukaryota; Fungi; Basidiomycota; Agaricomycetes; Cantharellales; Ceratobasidiaceae
Product: 6-phosphogluconate dehydrogenase
Exons: 10
Coding region: 1-1470 (489 amino acids)
Biological process (GO): pentose-phosphate shunt; pentose-phosphate shunt, oxidative branch
Cellular component (GO): cytosol
Molecular function (GO): NADP binding; phosphogluconate dehydrogenase (decarboxylating) activity
Source: RefSeq, a predicted model, not a curated record
AUGGCUGCCCCAGUUGGCGAUAUUGGUCUCAUCGGUUUGGCUGUCAUGGGUCAAAACUUGAUCUUGAACAUGAACGACAAGGGCUUCACCGUUGUCGCCUACAACCGUACCACCUCCAAGGUCGAUGACUUCUUGCAAAAUGAGGCCAAGGGCACCAACAUUGUUGGCGCUUACUCGAUCGAGGAACUUGUGGCCAAGCUCAAGCGCCCCCGCAAGAUCAUUCUCCUUGUCAAGGCUGGUGUUGCUGUCGAUGCCUUCAUCGAGCAGCUCAGCCCCCACCUUGAACAAGGCGAUAUUAUCAUUGACGGAGGAAACUCUUACUACCCUGACUCUAUCCGCCGCGCCAAGGACCUCGAGCCAAGGGCCUCUUGUUCGUCGGCUCUGGUGUCUCUGGUGCAUUUUAUCAGCCACGGACCUAGCUUGAUGCCUGGUGGCAAUGAAGCUGCCUGGCCCGCGAUCAAGGAGAUCUUCCAAAAGACCGCCGCUCAGGUUGGACCCGACCCGUGCUGCGACUGGAUGGGUCCUACUGGUGCUGGUCACUACGUCAAGAUGGUUCACAACGGUAUUGAGUAUGGUGACAUGCAACUCAUCGCCGAGGCCUAUGACAUCCUCAAGCGCGGUCUCGGUCUUCCUGAAGAUGAGAUUGCCGGCAUUUUCGAGAAAUGGAACAAGGGCGUCCUUGAUUCCUUCUUGAUCGAGAUCACCACCAACAUUCUCAAGUUCAAGGACGAGGAUGGUGAACCCAUGGUUACCAAGAUCCUCGACAAGGCCGGACAAAAGGGUACUGGCAAGUGGACUGCCGUCAACGCUCUUGACGCUGGUAUUCCUGUCACCCUCAUCGGUGAGGCGGUCUUUGCCCGAUGCUUGUCUGCGAUCAAGGACGAACGUACUCGUGCCUCCAAGGUCUUGAACGGCCCCGUUCGCGAGGAGUUCCGUGGCGACAAGCAACAAUUCAUCGACGACCUUGAACAGGCCUUGUACGCCAGCAAGAUCAUUUCCUACACCCAGGGAUUCAUGUUGAUGCGUCAAACUGCCAAGGAGCUCGAAUGGGAUCUCAACUACGCCGGCAUCGCCCGUAUCUGGCGUGGCGGUUGCAUCAUCAAGUCGGUCUUCUUGAACGAUAUCACUAAGGCAUAUGAGAAGAACCACGAACUCGAGUCCCUCCUGUUCGAUGACUUCUUCAAGAAGGCUAUCCACAAUGCCCAGCCCGGCUGGCGACGAGUCAACGCACAGGCUACCCUCUGGGGUAUUCCUACUCCGGCGUUCAGCACUGCGCUCGCUUUCUUCGAUGGCUACCGCUCCGAGGUCGUUUCGGCCAACAUCCUCCAGGCCCAGCGCGACUACUUUGGUGCGCACACUUUCCGUGUCUUGCCCGGAAAGGAGAACGAGCGUCUACCCGAGGGCAAGGAUAUCCACAUCAACUGGACUGGCCGCGGUGGAAACGUUUCUGCAUCGACUUACAUUGCAUAA